AUGUCUAAUAAGCAGUUUCCUGAGGACGAAAUUCCAUCAGAUAUGGCGUACCGUACAAUCAAAGACAACUUGGUUGAUGAUGGGGCUCCCACUCUCAAUCUCGGAUCUUUCGUAACGACAUAUAUGGAAGAUGAGGCCAAGAAACUCAUCAUUGACUCGUUGAGCAAGAACCUGGCGAACCAUGAAGCCUAUCCCGUAACUACCGACCUCCAGAAUCGCUGCCUCGACAUGAUUGCUCAACUCUUCAACGUGCCAACCAAUGGGGAGCCAGAUGUCACCGCUGUAGGAACCAGUACUGUGGGGUCAUCAGAAGCAAUCCUUUUGGCUACGCUCGCAAUGAAGAAGCGGUGGAUCAAUAGACAAAGGUCCGCCGGCAAAGACGUCAGUAGACCAAAUUUGAUUAUGAGUUCUGCUGUGCAGGUAUGUUGGAAGAAGGCGAUGCUGUACUUUGACGUCGAGCCGAAAUACAUAUAUUGUACCAAAGAACGAUGGACUAUGGAUGCAAUAGAGGCUGUUGAGCUUGUGGACGAAAACACGAUUGGCAUUUGUGCGAUUCUGGGAACGACCUAUACCGGCGAGUACGAAGACAUCAAAGCCAUCAAUGAUUUACUAGCCGAACGGGACCUAGAUGUUCCAAUUCAUGUCGACGCGGCCUCGGGAGGAUUCGUUGCUCCCUUUAUUGAACCCGACCUACUUUGGGACUUUCGCCUUGAGAAGGUCGCAUCGAUCAAUGUUUCUGGCCACAAGUAUGGUCUUGUCUAUGCUGGAAUUGGUUGGAUUAUAUGGCGUGGACGAGAAUAUUUACCUAAAGAACUCACCUUCAACAUCAAUUACCUUGGCACAGAGCAAUCUUCACUCACACUCAACUUUUCACGUGGCGCCUCACCCAUUGUCAGUCAAUAUUACAACUUUAUCCGUCUCGGUAGACAAGGCUAUCGCCGGGUUAUGCUCAACCUGCUGCGAACGACAGAGUAUCUGGCCACAAAACUAAAAGACUUGGACUGCUUCAUAAUCAUGUCCAAGCGACACGGAAGGGGCCUUCCACUUAUUGCUUUACGUCUCGAUCCGGCCAAAAGCUAUGCCUUCGACGAGUUCACCAUAUACCACGAGCUCCGCCAGCAAGGUGGUUGGAUUGUACCGGCGUACACUAUGGCACCGCAUGCCGAGGACCUGAAGAUGCUUCGGAUAGUGAUUCGGGAAGAGUUCUCGUACGCUUUGUGCGACGCUUUGGUUGCAGACUUUCGUGCGGUCCUUGGUCGUUUGUGCAAGAGUAAAUUUACGCCACUGGCACAAAAAGAAAUCCAUGCUAUCGAUACGGCGGUUAUAAUAGUAUAA
Pestalotiopsis fici W106-1 is the source of this 1335-nucleotide messenger RNA. RefSeq lists its product as uncharacterized. Gene Ontology annotation, biological process: L-glutamate catabolic process. Gene Ontology annotation, molecular function: glutamate decarboxylase activity; pyridoxal phosphate binding. Gene Ontology annotation, cellular component: cytosol. Bases 1 to 1335 code for a protein of 444 amino acids. Lineage: Eukaryota; Fungi; Ascomycota; Sordariomycetes; Amphisphaeriales; Sporocadaceae. The record is from RefSeq and is a predicted model, not a curated record. The transcript has 3 exons.